CACAACGCACUUACCGUGAGCCGCUAUGAGGUCUUCACAUAGGGUAAUUUUGAUCCCAAUUCCUCAUGAUCACCACCGGUUCCCUCUUUCUACGUUCAUAGUCAUCUCCAGAUAACUGUCGCAUGUUUGCGUGAAAGUCAAGACAAAUGACGUCAGAGUCUCACACCAGGCGGCACACUGCUUUGUCCACCCAACCAGUUCCUUCCAAGUCAGCCAAACUCGUCCAUCCAUGUUUCCUUGUAUGUGAAACAUGUCGAGACGAGACAACACAAGCGAGACCUGCGUAGCAGUCGCGUCAUCUGUGCGCAAACAGGAAACUGCGAUGAAUUGACCUUGCGACCAUAACACAAAGACAAUUCAAGUCGUCAACUCACCACCAUUGUUCAACCCACCACUCCUCACUUCCUCCCCCCAUCUUGCCUGUCUAUACAUCUUCUCUUUCACGUUGAAUUUCAAGAAUAAUCUCCUUGAACAACAAGAUGUCGUCUAUCAUCGCCGCCAUCAAAGACCUCGUCGCCUCGCUCCUCAACCUCGUCUAUUCCUUCUUUACUACCGCCGGCGCCCUCGUACAAAAGACGUUGAGCUUUGGCCUUUCUAUGCUCUCCAGCAUUGUUGAUCUUAUCGUCAAUUUCUUCCAUGGCCUAGUUGAUCUCGCGGGCGGACUGGUGUCUUUCUUCUUAGGGAAUCUACUUAUGCUUGCCGUACUCGGCGCCGCAGUCUUUGGGUUCUUGCAGUACCAGCGCAGUCAGGGCCGGACGGUGAAGGUUGGAGAUAAGAAGCUGAAUUAGCGAGUUCCUUUUCUCUAUGUAGAACGUUAUGGUGCGGAGUCUUUACCUGAGCUACUCAAGCAACCACCUAGUAAUGGAGAUCCAUAUCUA
This is a messenger RNA of Dothidotthia symphoricarpi CBS 119687, 878 nucleotides long. RefSeq lists its product as uncharacterized. Lineage: Eukaryota; Fungi; Ascomycota; Dothideomycetes; Pleosporales; Dothidotthiaceae. The transcript has 2 exons. The coding region runs from base 480 to 788 and encodes 102 amino acids. The record is from RefSeq and is a predicted model, not a curated record.